Messenger RNA from Sorex fumeus (smoky shrew), 3917 nucleotides. It is a transcript of the gene GSAP, whose product is annotated as gamma-secretase activating protein. The record is from RefSeq and is a predicted model, not a curated record. The transcript is spliced from 31 exons. Gene Ontology annotation, biological process: positive regulation of amyloid-beta formation. NCBI's taxonomy places the organism in Eukaryota, Metazoa, Chordata, Mammalia, Eulipotyphla, Soricidae. The coding region runs from base 69 to 2621 and encodes 850 amino acids. Gene Ontology annotation, cellular component: trans-Golgi network.
GCGCACUCGGGGCCCGGCAUGUCCGCGGCUUCCGAACGCGGGAGCCGCCCCGUGGCCGCGUCCCGGCCAUGGUUCUCCUGCUGGACGCCGACUUCGACCUCCGGCGGGACGCGCUCCCGUGGCUGCGCGCGCGCUCGGCGGCUGCUGGAGGCGGCGGCGGCGGCGCAGGUGCGAGAGGUGAAGAUGAUUAUGAGAGUUUACAUGUACUAAAUGUUGAAAGAAAUGGAAAUAUUAUUUAUACCUAUAAGGACAAUAAGGGAAAUAUCUUCUUUGGAUUAUAUGAUUGCCAAACCAGACAAAAUGAGCAUCUUUAUACUUUUGAGAAAGACUUGCAGGUUAUCAGCUGCUCUGUCAACAGGGAGAGAACUUUGCUUGCUGCAAGUUUCACUCAGUCCACCAAAGAAGGGAAAAAGAAUGAGCUUGAACCAGGAUCAAAAUGCUUAACUUUGCUGGUUGAAAUCUGUCCCAUUAAUAAUGUCAAGGUUCUUAAAGCAGUGGAUAACCGUAUUUGGGUACAGUUCCUUUAUCCACAUGUGGAAGAUCAUCUUUCAGAGAACCAUCUGCUAGUGAUUUCAGAAGAGAAGUAUAUUGAACAAUUUCAUAUUCAAGUCCAAGAAGAUGGAAAUAGAGUGGUUAUUAAAAAUUCUGCCCAUCUCCCAAGAGAGAGAGUAGCUGAGGAUUUUGUUUGGGCUCAGUGGGAUACGUUGGAGCAGAGAUUAUUUUACAUUGAUCUGAAGAAAUCAAGAAGUGUCUUGAAAUGCAUUCAGUUUUAUGCUAAUGAGAACUUUAAUUUAAUGUUUGAAGCACCCUUGGACAUAUCAUUAAGUGACUCAGGAUUUAAACUAGUCAACUUUGGGUGUAAUAAUCUUCAAGACCAAGAAAAGUUAUCUGAACACUGGAGCCUUUAUGUUUUUACCAACCAUACAGGAAGUUUAUGUGUAUGUUACAGCCCAAAGUUUGACUCUUGGGAACAAAUCACGUAUUCAUUAUUUUACUUUCAUAAAGGGCAUAGUAGGACCUUCACAGUGGCUCUUGGGAAUGCUGACUCACAGGUGACAAAGGGCAUUACUUUUCUCAAUCUUGACUAUUAUGUGGCGGUUUACUUACCUGGUCAUUUCUUUCAUCUACUUAACAUUCAGCAUCCAGACCUGGUCUGCCACAGUCUGUUUCUGACAGGAAAUAAUGCUGUGAUUGAUAAGUUACCUCAUAGUUUUUUACAGUCCCUGUCAACGUCCCUGAUCUUGGAUUGCUCUGCUGGAAAGCUCUGUAGGGUGCUGCUCGAUCAGUCAUAUUUAUUACAAUUCCUAUGGAAUGCUCAGCUCGACUGUGAGAAGAUGGCCACGUUGCACUGUGUGCUCUCCUGUGGCCGAGAUGCACAGCUCCUCGAAACCAAGAUCGUCCGGUGGAUUUCUGAGAACGUCUCUGUCUGCCAUUCCUUCGACCUCCUUCAGGAAUUCAUAAUUGCAUCUUCCUACUGGAGCAUUUAUCUAGAGACCAGUAACCUGGACCAGCUGUUGCCGUAUUCCUCCAUGCUCAUGUGGAAUACAGAAAUUCCUGGAAUAACUCUUGUGACAGAAGAGAUUGCAUUGCCUCUUAUGAAGGUGCACAGCUUUAAGGGCUACUGGGAAAAACUGAACUCCAAUAUGGAAUAUGUCAAGUACUCGGAGCCACACCUCCACUAUCACAACGACGUGGUCCGGAAAGAGUGGCUCAACCUGAUCUCAGAAGAGAAAACAGGAAAAAGAAGAUCUCUGGCCUAUGUACGGAAUAUUGUUGAUAAUGCAAUGAAGGUGAUUUCUAACCUAGAAGCAAGAAAUUUGGAGCCAAGAUUAAUACCCCUCUUCCAGGAGGAGGACAAACACCAGCGGCUGCUCAUAGGACUGAUGGUGUCUGAGCUAAAAGACCAUCUUUUACGACACCUACUGGGUGUAGAAAAGAAGAAAAUAGAACAGAUGGUUCUUGACUACAUUGCAAAACUGCUGGAUCUCGUCUGCCAGAUACUGGAAAGCAGUUGGAGAAAACACAAUCUUCAUCCCUGGAUUUUCCACCCCAACAGGAAGGCUUGUGCUGCUGAGUUUGCAGUCUUCCGCCUCAUGACCAGGAUUUUGGAAGCUACUCACAGCUUGUUUCUACCUCUGCCUCCUGGUUUUCACACUCUGCACACGAUCCUGGGUGUCCACUGCCUCCCUCUGCAUAACCUGCUGCAUUACGUUGAUCAUGGUGUGCUGCGUCUCACAGAGACCGCUGUCACCAGGCUCAUGAAGGAUUUGGACAAUACAGAAAAAAACGAAAAAUUGAAAUUCAGUAUCAUUGUGCGGCUUCCUCCGCUUAUUGGUCAGAAGAUCUGUCGACUUUGGGAUCAUCCUUUGAGUUCUAACAUCAUUUCACAGAACCAUGUGAAGCGACUGCUUCAGCAUUACAAGAAGCAGCCAUGGAAUUCUCUGAUUGACAAGUCAUCCCACAGUAUAGAAUUUCUGCCACUGAAUUACUUCAUUGACAUACUGACAGAUAUCGAAACUUCCAAUCAAGUUCCAUAUACUUUUGAAGUCCAUGACAAUGUGGAUGCAAAGUUUGUAGAGGAAGCGGCUCUGAAACAUACCACAAUGCUCUUAGGCUUGUGAAAGAGAAAAUGCAAUUAGAUAGGCUGCCAGUGUUUUAAUCUUCUCUGACUGUCUGUAUCUCAGUUUGGCCUACAGAAUUCUUAUAGAUUGUCCUAAUUUUGAACAGCAGACGAGCAGUUAAAUGUAAAGAAAUGACCAACAAUCUCAGGAAGCAUGCUAGGGACUAACUGAUGUUUAUUGUAGCAGCUUCUCAGUCCCAAAGCUAGUUUCUCUUGCACUCUGAAACAACACAUGCUUUAAAAAUGUAGGGGUGGCCAUGGAGCAUUUGCCUCUCAGAUGUGAUGUCCUGGGUUUCAUUUCUAGUAUCACCAAAAAAAAAGAGGAAAAAAAACAGUAUGGGGAAUCGUAUUCAGAAAAGCAAAAACUAGACAUGUCAUUGGAAACAACAUUUAGUUGUUGUUCUCCUUCCACCCUUUACUGCUCAUUGAAUUCUGCACUAGUAUUGCUACCAUGGCAGACUCUUCCAGCAAAACUAUUAUAUAUGAGAACUUGCACUUAAAGGUAGAGGAUAGAGCAGUUUGGGGGCUGAACUUUACCAAUUGCACCAAACCCCUCUGAACUUUUAACAGGUGGUGUAAUAAAGCAACCAUACUUUGCAAUAUUAUAAAAUUAUUUUUCUAUUCUUAUGUUGUGAACAAGUAGAAAAAAUAUUGCAUAAAAAUUGCUUGGAAAGAGAAUGUAUUUGAACAAACUGCAUUUGGAUUGAGCCAAACCUGCUGUUUCCAGUGCAGAAUAACUGGUGACAUCCAGCAGCUUACAUGUGAAGUGUUUAAAGUAGGGGAUUUGUCUUUGUGAUGGGUCAGAUGGAACUGUAUUUAAUUUUUUUAAGUUUAAAAAUAUUUAUGAAAACUUGAAGUAGUAAUAUCUUGUAAUUAAAAAAAACCUGUAAACUUUGACCUCUGUUGUUUUGUGAGCAUGACCAUUUUCUUUCUGUAAGGGUUCUUGAGUCUGAACAUGUUCCUUGAAAGGCCAGAAGACACUACGAGGGCAGCUCCCCAACUUGUUUCUCCUCUCCCCCACAGUAUCUUAAAGGUGGUCCUGAUAAUAUGCCUUGGAAAUAAAUUUGGGUACCAAUAGAUACCCAUGAAUUUAAGAUGCUCUUAGGACACUACACAUGAGUCCUGACUAGCUGCCUUUUUGGGAAGAAGCACAGGGGACUAUCAUUUUGGAGAAAAGUGCCCUCCCUGUGACAGAGCAGCUGUGAAGACAACAGGUCCUCCAUUGCUGUCAGACAGCAAGCCUGUCUCCUGAACUUCUCCACCCUACAUGGUGGGUAUCCCCUCCUUCUACCCUCUA